UGUAUUUUUCCACCCCUGAAGCUCUGCUAAUGUAAACAGGGGGUCAGUAGCAUGUAGGCUAAAGUGCUCAGUGGCUCUUGUUUGAGGCUCGACAUCAGGAGCUCCAUCUGGCCAGAAUCUCUCCUAGAAUCACAGCAAUUCUUCAGAGAAAAGCAGCGGAAACUUUUGUAGGGACUUGGGAACAGGGCAGAAAUGAUGAUGAUGAUGAUGAUGAGACACUGUGUGCUGAGCCUGCUGCUGUUAGCACCACUGUGCUACACACACCACUUUCUCCCACAGAGCGGUGCGUCACAGUUUCUCAGCCGGCACCGGCGAGCAAACGCGAUGUUCGAAGAGAGCAGGAAGGGCAAUUUGGAGCGAGAGUGCAUCGAAGAGCUGUGCAGUAAAGAGGAGGCACGGGAGAUCUUCGAGAACAUUCCUGAAACGGAAUAUUUCUACCCCAAGUAUACCGAGUGUCUGGUGUACUAUCGCGUGGGGAUCCACAAUCAGAACACGGAGACAGGAAUUCCUCUGGACCUCCGUACCUGCGUUAGAGAGAUCAGUAACCAGUGUUUGCCGCUGCCAUGCUAUAAGGAGGGAUACGAGCGCUGCGUGGAUGGGAAGGGCACGUAUACUUGCGUGUGCAAACCUGGCUGGAAAGGGCUUCAUUGUGAGGAGGACAUCGACGAGUGUAAAGACGUAGGAUUCCUCGCCGGGUGUAAGCAGGGCUGCCAGAACACACUCGGAAGCUUCCAGUGCUUCUGUUACAGUGGUUACUACCUGGAAGAUACCAUCAACUGUCAAGAUGUUAACGAGUGUAGGCUUCACCCCAACCAGUGCCACGAGCCGUCAAGAUGUGUCAACAGCCCAGGCUCAUACGAGUGCAAGUGUCCUACAGGAUACGCGUACAACUAUACACACAAUGAGUGCCAGGACGUGGACGAGUGUCAGCAGGACAAAUGUGCGGAAUUGUGUGUAAACACAGUGGGCAGCUACUCUUGUCACUGUGACAGACACGAGAGGCUGAAGCUGGCAAAGGACGGUCACUCCUGUGAGAAAAUCCACGAGUGUCUCCACCUUUCCAACCACAAGUACGGAGAGAUACUCUACCUGGGAGAGCAGUUCAGCGGGCAGCCGAUGAUCUUACUGCACUUUCGGAUUCCGGAGAAGAAAAAUAACAUGUUCGCUGCCGAGUUUGACUUCCGGACGUUUGAUCCGGAGGGUGUGAUUUUGUACGCUGAAUCGUUGGAGGACUCGUGGUUCAUGCUGGGACUGAGGAACGGACGCAUGGAGGUUCAGUUCAAGAACCAGCACGCCGUCAAGGUCACCAGCGGCGGCAAAGCCAUAAACGACGGCCAGUGGCACGUGAUAUCAGUCGAGGAGCUGGAGAACAGCAUCAGCGUGAAGAUUAGUAAGGAGGCAGUGAUGAGUAUUAAUAACCCUGGCAGCCUCUUCAUGCCUGUCAAUGGCAUGCUGCAGGCCAAAGUUUACAUCGCUGGCUUGCCCAAUCGCACCAACAUCAACAAACGGAUCAACCCCAGGUUAGACGGCUGCAUCCGGGGCUGGAACCUGAUGAACCAGGGAGGUUCUGAAGUGAAGGAGUACAUUCAGGGGAAAGAGAGCAAGCAUUGCUUUGUUUAUGUGGAGAAAGGAUCCUACUUCAGUGGGGCUGGAAUGGCCCAGUUCAACAUUGACUACAAUGUUGAGGGUCAGUGGAGAGUCGACUUGGUGAUGAAUAUUCGUCCGUCCAGCAGCACAGGCGUUGUCUUCGCGCUCGUCAGCAACAACACCGUCCCUCUCUCUGUCUCUGUGUUAAGUCAGGGAGAGAGCAAUGCGUACCUGCAGGUGUAUUUAGACAACGUUCCUGUUGUGACGCUCGAGACGCUCAGGCUGUGUUACCCAGAAUACUUAGAAGUGAAGCUGCUUGUGUCUGCUCAUGACUUACAGAUAAAUGCCAACUCCUCCAUCAUGUCCUACACUGACAAGGAAGCUCUCAGACAAGCUUUAGACAAGCUCAAUGCCACCAUGCAGCAGCCAGUCCUUACUUACAUCGGGGGACUGCCAGAUCUCCCCCUGUCCUCCAUGCCUGUCUCAGCCUAUUACCAUGGCUGCAUGGAGAUCCGUGUGAAUAAGCAGCUGCUUGACUUUGAUGAAGCCGUCAGCAAGCACAACAGCAUCAACUCUCACUCAUGUCCCCCAGUUUUCCCUCCAGAGAGCACCUUCCUCUACUAACCAGUGAAAUCUGUGAUGCGAUCAUUGCUAUUACUCUGUCCUUUUGUAAAUACCUGUAAGAAUAUUCUAAGAGCCAGAGAGAAAGACAGAGGGAGAGAGAGUGAGAGUGGGUUAAGUGGGUGGAUGGGUGUUUAAGACAGAGUGCUACACCGGUGGUGUUAGUUAUGGACUCUUCCACUACACUAAACAUUACGUAUUCUGUUACACACUUGUACUGAAACUACAGAAGGAAUUCCUAUUUGUAUAUUUACUUUUUUGGAAACCUGUAUAUGGAGGAGAACUAUGAUUGCUUUUAAAAUAUGUACUCAGUUUGUAUUCAGUAAGGUUUAUGAGUAUGAGCUGGUUUUAUUUAACUUGAAUGAUGUGAUUUUGUAAUGAUUCGAAUGAGUUUUCCAUAUAAUUUUUUUUUUAAGUAGAUUUUUUUUUAGUUGGGAAUUUAACAUGGCGAGAUUGUUAAAUGUAAUAAAAAAAGGGCACUAA
Molecule: messenger RNA, 2691 nt
Organism: Tachysurus fulvidraco (yellow catfish)
Lineage: Eukaryota; Metazoa; Chordata; Actinopteri; Siluriformes; Bagridae
Gene: pros1
Product: protein S
Exons: 14
Coding region: 193-2211 (672 amino acids)
Cellular component (GO): extracellular region
Molecular function (GO): calcium ion binding
Source: RefSeq, a predicted model, not a curated record